Messenger RNA from Suillus plorans, 2616 nucleotides. RefSeq lists its product as uncharacterized. The transcript has 7 exons. The coding region runs from base 1 to 2616 and encodes 871 amino acids. NCBI's taxonomy places the organism in Eukaryota, Fungi, Basidiomycota, Agaricomycetes, Boletales, Suillaceae. The record is from RefSeq and is a predicted model, not a curated record.
AUGCCUUUCCAUCGGAUCAGUCAAUGGACUGGGGGAUUCUUCGAAGACACUUCCUUGACCAAGAUUGGGUUUGAAGUCCACCUUGGCCAUGCAGGCGAGCCUUGCCCCGGACUGACCGAUGAGUGGUGCGACACAGAUGAUGAAGGAGACCAAUUCACAGACGGCCCAUGGAUACCAUUGGUUAAUGAUCCUCGGAUGACUAUGGUGGUGGAUACGUCCGGGCUCCACUCCAUGAUGAUCAGAUUCUGUCAGUGCGCCGGUGCACUGAGCCCGGACAUGCAACUAUUUGAAACCGGCCUCUUCCCUGCAUCUUUUACUUCGCCGAAGACAGCAUUUACAUUUGCGGUGUUGGACGACUUCCUGCUGGACAACCUGGAAUGCGGGACAUCAGCAAUGAACUACUACAUGAGUGAUGUGGAUUUCCUGCAUUGCAUUGCUCACAAUAGCCGAAAGGACCGGUACAGAGAAUUGAUGAGGGUCGGCAGGCAGUGGAGACAAGUGAAGCAGCUCAAGUGGCAUGGGUUUGGCCAUGAGAAGCGAAAGCCGAAGGCAGGGGAGCUUGCACUCUUCUGUCCUGCAUGUCCUCAGCCCGGUGUAAACCUCAGUAUGUCAGACAGAAAUGGAUCCGACCCUGCAUGGCUAUAUUCCAGAUCUUUGGUCAUGGAUGGCAAUUUCAAGGCCAAGCAUUUACAUCCCACCAAUCCGACCGAUGAAGUGGCAUUGACUGAUGGCUUGGGCUUCAUGGUCAGCGACGCCCGAUACAAAAUGCAUCUAUCCCAGGUGCAGGACAUUGUACAAAGGUCAGACUGUAAUAACCACCAAGCGGUCAACCAAGCAAAUGCUUCCCACCACCGGCUGGAAGCCACAGGGAUAGGAGGGUGUGCUUGCGCGAGACACGGGUGUUUUGUCCCUCAUUCAAUGGUGGACUUUCAGAAGGGGGAAAGGCAAAUGAAUAUGGAUUACGCGCUGUGUCAAGCUCUGGGGUACAACACCGAUGGUAUUGAUCGGGCAUUGACUUUCUAUGACAUUAAUUGUCAAUACAACAAGCAUCUGAGCAAGCGGAUUGAGGACUCGCCCUAUCUUGACCUUCCAUGGGGCAUGGAGAUUAUUCCUGGCAUCGGGCUCUGGCAUGUCCACGGCCAUCAAGACAAAUGCUAUGUGCAGUAUGCAUCCAAUUUCAUAACAGGUGCCACCAGAAUCGACGGCGAAAUCAUGGAGACCCUGUGGGCGCCCUUGAACAUCAUAUCACCGUCGGCAAGAGGGAUGUCCACCCCUCACCGAAAGGAGUGUUUGGACUUUCAGAUGAAUGAUUGCAAUUUUAUGAAGAUGAUACGCAUCAGCAAAUUCCUUUGCCGAAAAUUUAAGGAGGCCACCGCCAAGGAUGACACCCUUGUCAAAUGGGAAGCAGAGGCCACUGCUGCUGAAGAUGACCGACUUCAUAAUCCCAGCUCCAUGGAUAUAUACGAAGUUCAGUUGGCCAAAGCACCAACAAGAAAACAGCAAGAGUUGCACCUACUGAACCGUCAGGCACAAUGGCCCGCCGGUGAGAUUCACCAGGGUGCUGCAACUUGGCUGGCCUGUGGAAUGACACUGGAGGAAGUGCAAGUAGCCCUCCUGAUCGAUGUCAACAAGUUGGGGAAACGGCCGACCAACAAUCAGAAGCUGGCUAUUGCCCGGCAUCGUGACAGAUUGCAAGGUCAACUAGAUGAAUUUGUGAGGGUCGCACCGACAUUUCUUGGCAAUGAAUUCAACAGCUGCGACCAUUUGGACGGUAUGACAGUUAUGUUGGACACAACAGAAUUGGAUUCCGUCGGAUCAUCAUCGGAGGCUCCCGAUCAGUCAGAUGAUGAAGACCAAUGUGAUAUAUCGGUGGAGUUCAAUCCUGAGACCGUGGUGAUUCCAUUACCGUCAAACAUCGGCAUCAAAAGGUGCGCCGAGUGGGGCGUCUCCGACCUUGUGCUACAAGAAAUAUCCUUAAGAGAGGGCCAAGCAAACGAUGCAUUGCAUGCUGUGAGGGUCAACUUGGCCGACAAGGCCGUUCUCUUUCGCACCACGGUUCAGUCGGCAAAGUCACAAGCACGGUCGACCAGAGCAUGGGCUCGUGUGCACUCAGUUGACAGAGUUCUUAACCUCAACACACAGAUCUACGCAAAAUGCCGGAAGCAGCUCAUUAAUCUCGGUGCCGAUGACUUAUUGAUGAAGUAUCGGCUAUUGGAGAAGGCCGACCUCAAGGCCACUACCGUGGUGGCAGACACAAAUGCCCGUGGUCAAAGAAAUAGCACAUUAGCCUGGUUUUGGUCCAUUGACGUUGAGGGGGAUUCUACCAGCAAUGACUGGAUGAAUGAAUUUUACCGUGUCCAUUGGCUCAGGACAUUGGCACUGCAAAAUCGUUGGGAAGAGGAGCUACUGCUGGUCGGUCGAGAAAUGACAUGGACGGUUGCAUUCUUUAUGCAUAAAUCUCAACAAUGGGUCCGCCGAAUGCAGGAGGCCGAUGCAAAGGACAUCAUUGGGCACCGCUGCUAUGCAGCCCGCCAGGCUCAAAUGUAUCUCCGACUAUCCCAGCAUGCAGAAGACAGCUUUGAGAGAACAAAAGGGGUGGCUGAGGUUGCGGAGUGA